Messenger RNA from Clonostachys rhizophaga, 1041 nucleotides. Lineage: Eukaryota; Fungi; Ascomycota; Sordariomycetes; Hypocreales; Bionectriaceae. The record is from the annotation of a GenBank genome assembly.
AUGGCUCUACCUACUCUUCAGACAAUCAGCGAGUGCGGGGAUUAUGCGAAAACUGUCGAGCCGUUCAUUCCGCAGCUCGUGGGACUUCCGUCCAACUUACUGAACAAUACCGACGGCCUCGCUCAACUCUAUGUUGAGACAAACCCCCUUGUUUCUGCAUUUGCAGCCUCAGUUGCUUUUAGCGUCGCCUUUUUCAUCGUCUCCGAGUUAAACAAAAACUACUCCCAGGUUGAUCGGUUGUGGAGUAUCCUACCCAACCUCUACGUUGUCCACCUCGCCUUGUGGGCACGGCUAGCCGGCCUCCCCCACUCCCGCAUUGACCUUAUUGCCGUAUUCACGUCACUUUGGAGCGCGCGCUUGACCUUCAACUAUUGGCGCAAGGGAGGUUACACCGUUGGCUCGGAGGACUAUCGAUGGGCCAUUGUUCAGAAAUAUCUCCCUCGACCCGUAUGGAUCAUAUUCAAUAUCACCUUCAUUUCUUUCAUUCAGAGUGUCCUUCUAUUCUCUUUCUCAUGCAUACCUGCGUAUGCCAUUCUGCUUUCCACCCAGUUCGAACCAUCUAUCACAACACCAGAUGUAUUGUACUUCGCUGCAGAGGUCUUGCUCGUCGUCAGUGAAUUCGUCAGUGACGGCCAGAUGUGGACGUAUCAAACCGCCAAACACAAGUACCUAAAGGAUGCCAAGGUACCCCAAGAGUUCAAUCGAGCUGAUCUUGAUCGUGGUUUUCUCACAUCGGGCUUGUUCGCAUACAGCAGGCACCCCAAUUUCUUUGCGGAGCAGAGCAUCUGGCUAGUUCUCUACCAGUGGAGCUGUUACGCAACCAACAACGUCUACAGCUGGACUGGAAUUGGGGCUGGCGCUCUGGUGUUACUUUUCCAAGGGUCAACUUGGCUCACGGAGGCCAUCACAACUGGAAAGUAUCCAGAAUAUAAAGAGUACCAGAAGCAGGUUGGCAUGUUCAUUCCUACUUCGCUUGGCGGCUACAAACCCCCCAAGAAUGUGGCCAAAAUCGCCCAAAAGGAAACCCAGAAACAAAAAUAA